Messenger RNA from Eurypyga helias (sunbittern), 555 nucleotides. RefSeq names its product B9 protein domain 1 (gene B9D1). Gene Ontology annotation, biological process: cilium assembly. The record is from RefSeq and is a predicted model, not a curated record. Gene Ontology annotation, cellular component: MKS complex. The annotation marks the transcript as partial. NCBI's taxonomy places the organism in Eukaryota, Metazoa, Chordata, Aves, Eurypygiformes, Eurypygidae. The transcript has 6 exons.
UUCCCCGGCUUUGACGACCUCUACUGCAAGUUCUGCUUUGUCUACGGCCAAGACUGGGUUCCCACAGCGGGCCUGGAGGAGGGCAUCUCCCAGAUCGCCUCCAAGAGUGAUGUCGCGCCCACCAUGCUUGUCUGGAACUUCCCCAUCAACAUCACCUUCAAGAGCACCAACCCAUCCGGCUGGCCGCAGAUUGUAGUGAGCGUCUACGGACUCGACUUUUUUGGAAACGAUGUGGUCAGAGGUUAUGGAGCUGUUCACGUUCCCUUUACACCGGGAAGGCAUACAAAAACCAUCGCUAUGUUUGUUCCAGAGUCCACAUCCAGGCUGCAGAAGUUUACAAGUUGGUUCACAGGGAGACAUCCAGAGUUCACUGACCCCAGAGUGGUGGCACAGGGAGAAGGAAGAGAAGUAACCAGGGUGCGAUCCCAAGGCUUUGUGACCAUCUCCUUCAACGUAGUGACCAAAGAUAUGAAGAAGCUGGGCUACGACGUCCGCCCGAGCGACAUGCAGAACCCUCCCCCGGUGCCCAUCGUUAAAGGGAUUCCCAAGUACUGA